UCUCUCUCUGGAGUCUCUGGGCAUUUCUCCAUCCGAGAGAAGAGGCCGGGGCCACGCCUUACUCUCUCGGGCAAUCCGGUCGCCACCAGAAGCACCGACGGCAUGGCCCAAGUGAGGGGCAGAUCGGGCAGGCGGGCAGCUUGCUUUUCUGACCGCAGAUUUGCCGCUUCUCGAAGUUUUCUAGAAUCCUUCUUUUACUGGGUCUUGGAGUCUGCUAGUUGCAUUCCAGUCGAAUCAGCGUGGCUUGUUGCCGCCCGAGUUCGGGGAGAUGGGCGUGUGGUGGGUUCAGGUUGGGUGAGGAGAACAAGGAGGGGAGGAGGGGGAGGCGAAAAGACAGUAGGCGAGUCCUGUCGGAAGUCGGCAGGUGGCAUUAUUCGCUGGAGAGGGGUCUGAGAACCUUUCCACAGAGGCAAAACCGCCCACGACGUCAUAUCUUGCCCGAUUGUCCGAUAAGAGAUCCUAUCGGGUAAGAGAAAUCAAUCCGGAAUCCUUCCUGACACACUGACUACAAAGACAAAGGCAAAAUAAGAG
This is a messenger RNA of Aspergillus saccharolyticus JOP 1030-1, 531 nucleotides long. RefSeq lists its product as uncharacterized. The coding region runs from base 103 to 393 and encodes 96 amino acids. The transcript has a single exon. The record is from RefSeq and is a predicted model, not a curated record. Lineage: Eukaryota; Fungi; Ascomycota; Eurotiomycetes; Eurotiales; Aspergillaceae.